AAACACAGCUUUGAGCGCGUGAACGUAUAACAUACAAAAAUCUGUCUCAAGAUUCGACAAUAACAAUCCUGGGAGUAGAUUACAAGCUAAUACACCUAGUGACAUUGCGACGAUGUUUAAUGAGUACUUUCAAUCUGUCUACACCUGCUUUCAGGAUCUAUCACCUUCGUUUCAACCAGAUUCAUCUUCUCCAUUAUCAAGCAUUUCAUCAAUUGACCUAUCGGUAGAAGAAGUUUUCCAAGCCUUGCAGAACUUAGAUCCGUCAAAGGCUCAUGGUCCUGACGGGUUUCCUUCGCGCAUUCUAAAAGAAUGUGCCUUCCAACUAGCUCCAUCACUUCAUCAUCUAUUCACUAAGUCGCUCCGCUUAUCGCAGGUUCCAGCCGAGUGGAAGUUAGCCAACAUUGUUCCUCUACACAAGAAAGGACAAAAAGAUCAUGUGGAAAAUUACCGCCCUAUUUCAUUGCUAUCAAUCAUAAGCAAGGUCCUUGAAAGAUGUGUCCUCAAUCAUGUAUCCUACCAUAUUCAGUCCAACAUUAAUUCGGCGCAGUACGGUUUCGUUAACGGAAAAUCAAGCACAGCUCAGUUAUUAUCAAUAUUAAAUAUUAUUGGAAAGAACUUGGAUAUGGGAUUACAAACUGAUGUUGUUUUUAUGGAUAUUGCUAAGGCUUUCGAUACCGUUGACCACUCCAAACUGUUGCAAAAGCUGCAGGAAUUCGGUUUUUCUGGUUCUCUCCUCCUGUGGUUUAAGAAUUAUUUAUCCGGACGCUUCCAACGAGUAACUGUUCACGGUGCUACGUCGACCACUUUAUCCAUUACUUCUGGGGUUCCACAAGGAUCGUUAUUGGGUCCCUUUCUCUUCUCUGUAUAUAUCAAUGACUUACCUAGCUAUGUAUCAUCCUCUACUGGGGUCGGACUGUUUGCUGACGACACCAAGCUGUAUCGUUGCAUAAAAAAUCCUUCUGAUGCCUUGGUCUUGCAAGAGGAUAUUCAAGGUCUUCGAUGUUGGUCAAAUGAACACCACCUUCAUUUCAAUCAAUCCAAGUGCAAGGUACUCUCUAUAACCAGAAAAACAUCACCUUUGGUUUCUCCACACAGUCUUGCCGGUGACCUGUUGUCCUUUUCUGAUGCUGAAGUUGACCUGGGUAUAACUAUCAGUCCCAAAUUAACAUGGAUCCAUCAAGUGAGCAAGGUGAAGUCCAAAGCUAACAAAUUGCUUGGAUUAAUUAGGCGAUCUACCUUGGAAAUGACUGACAUCAAGGCGAGAAAGUAUCUGUACUUACAGCUCGUUCGAAGCAAUCUUGCGUACGCAUCCCAAGUAUGGUGUCCACAGUCCGUACAGUUAAUUGAAAAUAUCGAGAAGGUGCAGAGAAGAGCAACCAAAUUUAUCCUUAAUCUUGGGUUUGUCACCAACAUACCGUAUCCAACAAGACUACAUAACCUAGAUCUACUACCCAUAACUUACUGGCACGAAUACCUGGAUAUAUUCCUACUCUAUAAAAUCAUUAACAAUUAUACAUAUAUUGACGACAGUGCUCGACCGGUUAUAUCAGGAUCAGGAAUCACUAGAAGUGAAACUAAUGACAAUCGAAUUAAAUUCUUAAUACCUUAUGCCAAAACUGUAACGUUCCAGUCCUCGUAUUUUAUUAGAGCUUGUAAAACCUGGAACAUCCUAAGUCAUGAUAACCUUCGAGACAGAAACAUUGGUUUCUAUGCUUUUAAAUCAGGACUGAAACUGUACUAUUAGAACGCACUAUCGAACACGUAUAACUGUGACGAUCCUCGGACUUGGAAAUCUGUCUGUGUUAAAUGUAAAAGGGCUAGAUCCCUUGAUGGUGUUUUAAACUGUUGUUAGUUGUCAGUUUAGUCGUUUUGUAAUUGUGUUGUUUUACUUUGUCUGUUUCGUUAAUCAAUUAUUUGAACGUAAUUUUUUAUGUAAAUAUUAAGGGAUCGCCGUAAUUGGGGGAACCUGUGGCGAACUCCCUGGCACUACAUUGUUGUAUUUUUAGGUAGUUGCCGAAUCUUCUUAAAACAUUAAAACAUUAAAAAUCGCAUGGCUGCGGCCAAAGUAUAAAUUGACAUUCGCUACAGACAAUUUUUUAUAGGGUUUCCGAGACCAUCCAUGCACACAUGAAUUAACAAUCUAAAAUGUUCAUCAGACAUCAGUGAGUAUUGACAAUGAACCCACAAGGAUUACUGGAACAUCAGCAACUCUAAUUAAUCUAAUUCUGACAAAUAAAGAGGAAAAUAUUUCAAAGUCUGGUGUCAUACACCUUGGACUUUCUGAUCACAGUAUGAUUUUCGCUAUUAGAAAACAUUGUAUUCCCAAAUCACGGGAAAAGGUUAAACAUAUUCGUAACUUUAAAAAUUUCAAUGCCAAUGAUUUUCUUACGGAUCUUUCACAGAUGCCGUGGGAGAACAUUGCCCAACAUGACAAUUCUAAUGUAUGCUGGCAGGUAUGGAAAUCACUAUACCUCCAGGUCCUUGAUCGACACGCUCCCCUUAGACGUAUGAGAACUCGUGGAAAUUCUCUCCCUUGGAUUUCUUCAGACAUCAAGGGUAUAAUGAGAUCAAGAGACUUCCACAAAAUAAAAGCGGUUAGAUAUAAUUCUCAAAGUCAUUGGACAAAAUAUAAGGAAUUACGAAACAAAGUUAAUACUGAACUAAUUAAAGCUAAAAGAAACUAUUUCUGCAAUAAAAUAGAAGAUUGUGCUCAGUCCAAAGACAUAAAGCAAAGUUGGAAUUUAAUUAACCACCUUAUGGGUAAAAAUGUGAAAUCAAACACGAUAUCCCAACUUAAAAUGGAUAAUUCUGUCAUUUCAGACGAUAAAUUGAAAUCUGAGGCUUUUAAUGAUUUCUUUGUCAAUAUCGGGGCAAAACUUGCAGCUGAAAUUGAAGAUAAUUCCCUCAACACAAAUUCUUUUGCUCGCGGAGAUUCUAGGCCUACUACCAACUCCAAUCUUUUUUUCAAAUUUUCUGAAAUUAACGAGGACGAAGUAAUAUAUCAAUUGCGUAGUCUCAAAAUUUCAAAAUCCACAGGAUUAGAUAACAUCCCUGCUAAAGCUCUUAAAAUAUCCGCGGACAUUGUUGGUCCGCCAUUAACUUGGAUAUUUAACCUUUCGAUCAAAAAAGGAGAAUAUGUGGAUGAAUGGAAAAAAGCCUGGGUUACACCCAUUUAUAAAUCUGAUGACAGGUUGAAAUGCGAGAAUUAUCGCCCUAUCUCGAUACUACCCAUUGUUAGUAAAAUACUUGAGAGAUGCGUUUUUAAUCAAAUUUAUAAAUUUCUUAAUGACAAUUCACUUCUUUCAAAACAUCAACAUGGUUUUCGGCCUAAACAUUCAACUCUCACCGCUCUAACUCAGGUGUGCGAUACUCUUUAUGAAAAUAUGGAUAAUGGUCAAUUGAGCGGCAUUGUUUUUCUUGACAUUCGUAAAGCCUUCGACUCAAUUGAUCAUAAUAUUCUGCUUCAUAAAUUAAAAGAUCAAUUCGGUAUAUCGGAUAUUGAGUUAAGAUGGUUUGAGUCUUACUUAAAUAAUAGGGAGCAAGUCUGUAUUGUUAAUAAUUCAAUGUCAUCGUCAAAACGGAUUGUUUCUGGGGUUCCGCAGGGAUCUAUUUUAGGUCCACUGUUAUUUUUACUCUAUAUCAAUGACCUCCCCGAAUGCCUUCAAAAAACUACUCCUUAUUUAUAUGCUGACGAUACCCAAAUUUGCUGUAGCUCUAACAGUUUGGUUGAAUUAACCGAAAACCUUAAUCACGAUCUGAGUAGAAUCGGUGAUUGGCUUUCUAGAAAUAAAUUACAACACCACCCAACUAAGACCAAAAUAAUGUUCAUUGGCUCUAAACAUCAUAUUAAUUCCACAACUUUUGAUCAUCCAGUGAUGUUAAAUAACCAACGCAUCCCCAGAGUUCACUCUUUCACAUGUCUUGGUCUCGAUUUAGAUGAAAAUCUUAACUGGAAUUCACAUAUUCAGGCGAUUUGCAAAAAGGUUGGAGCAGGCCUGGGUACUUUGAGACGUAUUAAACCCUUUGUUCCAAUAACCACCCUUCAAACAAUUUAUCGAGCUCUGAUUCAGCCGUAUUUUGAUUAUUGUUCUCCCAUUUGGGGCGUCUGUGAUCAAAAUUUGAAAAAUAAACUCCAAAAAUUUCAAAAUCGCGCAGCCCGAAUCAUUGUCGGUGCAAGUUAUGAGAUUAGAUCUGCUGAUGUUCUUCAAUCUCUUGCUUGGGACAAUUUAGAGACAAGACGACGUACAACCAAAGCAAUAUUAAUGUUUAAAGUCUUGAAGGAUUACGUAGGACCUACGUUGAAAGAAUCCUUGAUAAGACGCAAUCAUAUGCAAACAAAUUAUGAUCUUAGAAAUAGUCAUACAGAUUUGGCUCUUCCUAAGCCUAAAAGAGAAUUCCUAAAAAAGAGUUUUAAAUACAGUGGGGCUAAGCUAUGGAAUAGUCUCUCUAUCGAUACGAAACUGGCAGAAUCAAUGCACCUGUUCAAAAGCCAUUUAAAACUUAACUCUAAUACUAUAUAUAUUUGAAAUAAAUUGUAACUCCGUCUAACCAUAACAUCUGGGGUCACACCAAUUUGUAAAUAGUCUUCUUUUCCCUUAUAUCUUUUGUAAUUUUUAACAUUGUAGACGCCCCCCGUGGAAACCAACGCACCGUUGACGGGGCUAGUGUCUCUAAAUAAAGUUUUAAUACAAUACAAUACAAAAUACAAUGACGAUCAACCACAUGCAGUUAUCACCGCAUACCGUAUUUACUCGAUUGAGCACCGCCCUCGAUUGAGCGCCGCCCCCGAAUAAGCGCCGCAUUUGAGAUCAAAUUUUUUUAAAGAGCGCCGCCCCCGAAUGAGCGCCGCACUAAACAGUGUAAAAACUUUCCACCGUCAAAAUGGAGACAUUUAGUGACGAAGACAUUUAAUACUUGUUUAUUUCAUUGUUAAAAGUUCUUGUUAUAAUUCACAAAUAAAAUAUUUUUUAAAGAGCGCCGCCCCCGAUUGAGCGCCGCCCCCGAAUGAGCGCCGCAUCUGAAGCUCUGAAAAUUUAAAGAGCGCCGCGGCGCUCAAACGAGUAAAUACGGUAUUCAAAUUUACUGUGUAGUAAUUGAUAUGGCAAGCGAAAUAAAUUAUAAUUUAACAUUGGCUAGGCCAUUUCAGAAGCACUCAUGCAAUAACCUGUGACUGUGUGAUUCCAGAAUAUACAGUCGAAAUUCCUCCUGAUCAAUAAAACUACAAAAUUUAAAUUCAGCUUUAUUUUGAGCUAUUUUAAUACUAAUAUGACGCUAUGAAAAUCAUAUCCAAUAUUUUUCGUAAAAUGUUGAGUUUGAACACAAUAAUAUUGUGCGUCGGUCUGGAAUUACAAAAUCAAUGAUCCAUGAGGCUCAUAAAAAUAAAAAAUUUAAUGGUCAAGAUCAACCUGAAUGCAACCAUUAAUCUUCUUUUUGGUGAAAAUAUAAGUUUGUACAAUUCUGUGCAACUUUGCAUGAAAAAUACACGAGAGAUAGAGUUAAAUAUUAUACUGACUAAACGUUGAUCAAUUUCUGAUAUUGCAUACCACACAGGGUUAUAGUAUCGGUUCAGUGAUCUGCAAUUCUUUAUACGGUUUGCUGGACACUCGAUCAAGCAUUCAUUUUAAAACGUCACACAAUUUCGGCGAUAAAAACAUGUAUUGAUAUAUUUGAGGCACACAGUUUGAAGCAUAACAGCCGAGAUAACAGCUAUAUACCUAUUCUGUGAUGCACUUUUCUCUAAUUCAACUAUAUUAACCAAGUCACAACUGUAUGCUUCGACAUGACAAAUCAUCAUGGAUGAGCACGCAUUGGCUUAGAAGGUAAAUUAUUUAGACGAGUAUAUCUCGUAUACAUGCAUGCAUAUAUUCUAUUAGGCCUACGUCGUGCGUGUAUAGAAGAAUGGUAAUAAUAAUAUAACACUGUAGUAAACAGGUAUUUGGACUAUAAACUCCUAUAUGCAUGUGUUGUUAUUCCUAAAUCCAGCUUUUCACGAUAAAGUUUUAGAAUUUAGGCUUCAACAUUGCGUAUAGAAUUCGCGGUCACUUCAUACAAAUGUAUAGCCGAAAAGCCUGUAAAAGUCUUAUAAAGGAUACCACCAGAAAAUUAAACUGUAUAUGAAACAGAAACAUAGCACUAACCUUAAAUUAUUGAUCAGAGUGAUUAGAUGAUGUGGUUUUCAUGAAACAAUGGCGCAAUACUGUUUAUAUAGGAGCGAGCGCAUCGAUGGCGUAGUCGUCAGAGCAAGCGCGCCUUUCACUUCCGAGAUCGUGGGUUGGAUUCUCGCUACGGACUCAUGUGAAAAGAGUCAGUCAACGCUUUGCCAAAAGUCGUGGGUUCCUCUGGUUUCCUUCCACAGGGAAAGUUGACUGCAGGGACCAGGGUGGGUUAGGAUAAAUGCAGUUAAAAAAGUAAUAUCACAAUUGUUGUAAAGAUAAAAUAGUCUGGGCUAAGUAUAAGAAAUUAGAUAAGCGUAUAUAUAUAAUACUUGAUGUAAUUAAAAUGCAUUUGAUCAUGUCCACAAUUCACAACGGUAAAUUUGCGCUAUAUAUAGAAAUGUUACUCGUAAUCGUAACAUUUAAUCGACUGCAUGUUAUAACUGGUAUAUAAACAAUGUUGAUUUCAGGGAGGAAAGCGUUUGGAAACUGUAGGAGGCAUGUUAGGCGUUUUAAAAGCCUUAACAAUUGUUGAUGGACGCGACGUGCAGAGCGCACAAUGUGCUUUUUAGUUUGUUCAAAUGAGCAUAGCACAUUAAUAUAGGAUGUGUGUGAAGCUUGCAGUUGACGAAUAUACAAAAAGCCAUCUUGUUUCGCUAUUCCUGUGAAAACCCAGCGGUAUUUACCGAAGAUACAUGCAUCAAAGCCGCUAGCCAACCACAAAAGGACGAUCAAUAACCCACCCUUCUUUGCCGGAAAAAACGUUGUUGACCGCUCUGCAUUGGGAACUCUACAUUGGGAAUCUUAAAUGGUCGUUCAACCCAAUUCGACAUCGUCCAACAAUCACUACAUUGUUGGUUCAACUAAAAUGUGCCCAAUCAGCGCAUGGCGUCGCCAGCAUAUGCAUGCAAGCAUGAAAAUAGAGAUUUGUCAUUUGAGCAAGUCAACGAAGUAUAUUGGGUGGAUUAUACUCUAAUUUCUAAAGUACAUUUUACUGACAAGUCAAAUCUGGGUUGUAAGUGUGCGAGAUGUAUAAAACUUUUAAUAUUUUUACAUUUAGUUCUAGUUAUCUAAAUAUAAUUACCUAUUUCAUGAUUGUACAUAUUAUAGAGUCAAGCAUUUUUAACAUGAUCCUAUAAGGCUUGGGAAAUUGAGCAAUCGUUCCCUAUGCUUUUGACUUUAAAUAAAUUGUAAUGUACUGUAUUAUAUUGUAUUAUAAUAUUAUAUAUAACAGUGCACUGCAGUUAUCUGGUUGAAUAGUUGCGUCUGAUAUUUCAGUUCAGUUUGACACUCUAUAGUCUUGACUAAUAUAUACGCUGAUAACCCUUACUGGAACUCUAUAAUGGCUGCAUGAUUUAUGCCACAGUCAUGCAACUUUUGCCUAAAACUGUCGCAUGCAACCUGCUUACAACUUGAGUUGUACAUACUGUGUAAAUCAAGCACAUGAUAACUCACUACCUAUACGACAAUGUAUAGGCGAGUUAUGUGUGCUUGAUUUACACAGUACAACUCAAGUUGUGUAAGCAGGUUGCAUGCGACAGUUUUAGACAAAAUUUGUGCAGUGUAUAUCAGCCUAGCUUAAGACAGCAGUUUUCAUAUUUUUUUCCACAAUUAUUUUUCUUGGAUGUUGAAUGCAUCAAAUAUAAAUAGAUUUUAAUAACACUGAUGGCUUCUAGUAGGCUCCUAGCCCUUAUUUGCAUGCAAAUAUGAUACUAUUAGAUGUUCUAAUUAUUUUAUUCUUUUUGUAAUAUAUUUGGCUAAAAUCUAUCCAGUAUUAAUUAGUUCAUACGUCGAAUGCCAGAACCACGAAACCAUGCAUGUAUAGGCCCUAUUAUAUGGUUUUGUUCGACAAGCCGCUUGUGUUCAUGCAUGCCGAACAACUAUAUAGAUUGAAUAGCCGCAUUAUUUCAUAUCUGUUUCUAUUACAAAAUAUCGUGUUAUUAAAAUCAAACCGUUUUAGAUAGAUAUAACCCAUGUAAACAGCAAUGGCUUAUGAGUUAUGCGAAAUGUUAUUAAUAUAAAAAUCAUCGAUCCAUGAAACUUAUAAUUAAGGACGAUCAAGGUAGCAUUAUUGUAAUACUAAUAGACUUUAACUUCAGUAUCUGAGUAUCUCGGUAUGAACAUUUUCGUUUUCGCUAAUGGUACAGGAAUCAAAACUAGCCAAAUCCGAUAUAGAAUUACCCAUGUUCCUCUUCUAGCCUGGCUUAACAUUGUACAUGUAUGUAUCAUAAUUUGUUGAAUAUUUCGAGUGUUUAAUUAUAAGCCGCCAUGCUGUGCCGCGAUUGACUUUUUGACUUUUGUGCCCGUGUCUCAACUACAUGCAUGUCCGUAUCAAAAUUUCGAACUCUGAACAACAUUUAACGAUUUGGCUAUGGCUUAUGCGCUUUAAUAUCGUCUUAAACAACCUUAGCCUUAGGUCAUCUGCUUCUGCAUGGUUAUAUUUGAACAGAAUUUUCUCACAUUUUUUCCCCAUAGAAAGAGGGUGUUCCCAUGAAAGACGGUCUUUGUUCUUGACUAAUUUUCCAUGCAUGACUUGCUCAACUGUAAAUAAAUAAUUAUAGGGCAAAAACCAUAUGAGGUUUAAGUGUAAAAACUGCCGCUUAGAACUGAUUCUAUUGCCAAGAUAUGCCGCAAUCUUUUGGAUAGGGUUUUAGCCUAUACCAGAAGCAACCGGUACUAACACUGUAACUUUUGCGUUGUCCAACAGAAACGGAACGGCAUCCAUGAUUUUCUGGGCAGCUACAAAAGUCGAGACAGUGGGAAUAUGUCACGGAAAUUGAUCACCAGCAAAGAACUGGAUUUCUAUCUGUAUGGAAGAACCGAUGUCUUACCAGUAAAGCUAGAAGAAGGAAGCCCGGAGGAAGAAACGACAAAGCAACAGAUUAUAGCUAAAAAGAUUCCAAAUUACGAAGGUAUGCAUUUACGAAUCAUACAUACUAACACUAUAGCACCCCGUUUACUCUAGAGCGAAGGAUUCCGGAUUCGCAAUCAUGGACCUAAAAGCCAUGCAGCGCUGCCAGUUAAUAUGUUCUAUAUACUCUCGAACGGUCCGUGUCAGUGUUGGUGGCGACGGUAACACGAUACUGAGGAUUGACAGAGAUAUACAGUUCUGAAAAAAUAUAAGCAAAACUGCAUAUACUUUUCAGGUAGUUGUAUCUCAAAUUCGGCUGUCUUCUAAGUCUUGUUCUAUAUAUCAUAAUGCAGGUAAUAUUAUGUAAGUAAAUUGGCUGAACCACAUAGGGAAGCUACGAGCAAGUAUAGAGGUAAUAGACUGUCACUUCCUUGCCUUGCUCUACAGAUUCAAUGUACUACAGGCAAUCGCACAGAACACGUCAGCACGAACACCAUCGUAUAUCGAAUGGUAUUCACUAUGUCUAUAUUAGCCUGCAUAUAGCAAUUUUUUGGGGCUUCCAAAUUUUUGGGGCGACCCUUGCUCGCGGGUGGCAAAUGUAGACUGAGACCCCGUUCACACGAUACCGGCAGAGUUUGAAAACGGAACGAAAUUCUUACAUUUAGCGGUUGCGUUCACACGAUGCCGGUAUGAAAAAAUGUGAAACCGUAACGCUAACCGUAAGAGUUUGAAAACGGAACGAAAUUCUUACGUUUAGUGGUUGCGUUCACACGAUGCCGGUAUGAAAAAAUGUGAAACUGGAACGCUAUAACCGUAAGAGUUUGAAAACGGAACAAAAUUCUACCGUCAGAGAGCCGUGUGAACGCCUAACCGUAAGAAUUUCAUUACGGUUAUGCCAAAUGAAAUUAACAAAACUACAAAAGUUGUUGUUGGAUAUUUUAUUCUGUCUAUUUAACUGAUUUGUGCAGCAUAUUGUAUCGGUAGAUAUCAAUUUGUGGUAGUCUUAGUUACCUGAAAUUACUCAUGAACAAAUAUGGGGGGCGUUACACCCCACACACCCAGAUCGCUACGACCCAGGUCGAUUGGGUUCUACAAAAAACCCUCAACUAUGAUUAGAGUGCAUGAUGUAAGGCGUGCUCCGAGGUUUUUAACAUACUUUGAGGUAUUUUGUAACCACUUAAAUGGACAAUCGUUUUGUAAAUAAUUUCUACAAGUUGUAAUCUACAUUUUUUUCUUCAGAGAAAAGUGUCGACAUCCUUCAAUUGCGUUACAACCCAGGAGUGGAGAAAGAAUUUCGCUCCAGUGAAGAAUUUAAGAAAGUCUUGGCAGUGAUCAAGAGUAUCCCAUCUCAACUGCACUUGUGUUACUCCAGUGUGCCUGGAGCAGGAUUUGGUAUCUGCGCUACAGACGUCAUUCCUUCAGGAACGUGGAUUGGGCC
Molecule: messenger RNA, 10441 nt
Organism: Paramuricea clavata
Lineage: Eukaryota; Metazoa; Cnidaria; Anthozoa; Malacalcyonacea; Plexauridae
Source: the annotation of a GenBank genome assembly